AUGAUCAAACGAAAAGCUCCUCGCGCACACACUGUUUGUGAAAUUGUCAAGGCGAGAUGGGGAACUGCAGCUCAUAUUGUGUUUCUAACAUUUUGCUUCAUGACUAACAUUAUUGUGACGGCCAUGCUCCUUCUCGGAGGGUCAGCAGUCGUGAAUGCCCUAACGGGCGUGAACAUUUAUGCUGCAAGUUUCUUAAUACCUCUUGGUGUUAUAGUGUACACAUUAGCUGGAGGCCUAAAGGCCACCUUUUUGGCAAGCUACAUUCAUUCUGUAAUAGUGCAUGCGGUUUUGGUCAUAUUUGUGUACCUAGUGUAUGUUUCGAGCAGUGAACUCGGUAGCCCAAGCACUGUAUACAGACGCCUGCUCGAGGUUGCGAGCAAGGCACAAAACUGUGAAGAUCCAAUUUCACACGCCGGGCAAUCUUGUGGGCCCGUCACAGGUAACCACAAAGGCUCUUAUGCCACGGUGCUCAGUUCCGGAGGCCUUGUCUUUGGCAUAAUCAACAUCGUCGGGAAUUUUGGUACAGUUUUUGUUGACAACGGGUAUUGGGUGAGUGCGAUUGCUGCCAGGCCAUCUUCAACUCAUAAGGGCUAUUUGUUGGGUGGAUUAGUGUGGUUUGCUGUACCAUUUUCUCUUGCAACUUCACUUGGGUUAGGAGCAUUGGCACUUGAUUUGCCGUUAACGGCAGCCGAGGCGAGUCACGGGCUCGUCCCGCCUGCUACAGCAAUUGCCUUGAUGGGUAAGGGAGGAUCUAUACUUCUGCUCACCAUGCUUUUUAUGGCCGUCACGUCCGCGGGCUCCUCCGAGCUAAUCGCCGUCUCAUCCCUAUGCACGUACGAUAUGUACCGCACUUACAUAAAUCCCGGCGCAACCGGGAAACAAAUCCUCAAAGUGUCGAGGGCCGUUGUCCUAACCUUCGGUUGUCUCAUGGGAAUCCUAGCCGUCAUCCUAAACAAAGCCGGUGUGUCCCUCAGUUGGAUGUACUUAGCAAUGGGUGUCUUCAUAGGCUCCGCCGUCAUCCCAAUAGCCUUCUUGCUCCUCUGGACAAAAGCAAAUGCAAAAGGUGCCGUUUUCGGCACGAUCAUCGGUUGCUUGCUCGGGAUCACAACUUGGCUCACGGUCACCAAAGUUGAAUACGGGCGAGUGAAUCUCGACACGACCGGGAGGAACGGGCCCAUGUUGGCCGGAAACUUGGUUUCGAUACUCAGUAGGUGGGUCGGUUCACGGCAUAUGUAG
Striga hermonthica is the source of this 1236-nucleotide messenger RNA. NCBI's taxonomy places the organism in Eukaryota, Viridiplantae, Streptophyta, Magnoliopsida, Lamiales, Orobanchaceae. The record is from the annotation of a GenBank genome assembly.